This is a messenger RNA of Acanthochromis polyacanthus (spiny chromis), 1437 nucleotides long. Its product is annotated as trypsin-3-like. Gene Ontology annotation, biological process: proteolysis. The coding region runs from base 10 to 825 and encodes 271 amino acids. The record is from RefSeq and is a predicted model, not a curated record. Gene Ontology annotation, molecular function: serine-type endopeptidase activity. Lineage: Eukaryota; Metazoa; Chordata; Actinopteri; Pomacentridae. The transcript has 6 exons.
GUGACAGAGAUGGCUCGUCUCACCUUUCUUCUCCUUCUCCUGUGGGUCGGUGUUGCAGUGAGCACAGUGGUAGAUCUGCAGAAGAGAAUCAUCAGAGGUCAUCGAUGUGAUCGUCCGUACCACGUCAAACUUAGAGGAGUUGAUCCUAACGGGGCUUCCAACUUGUGUGGAGGCUCUCUGAUCAGUGAACGGUGGAUUCUGACUGCUGCUCACUGCCUCCUACCAGGAAGGACCAUGUUUGCAUAUUUAGGUGCAGGUGCUGCUGUUCGAAGAGUCCAAAUCACAGCAAAUCCUGUGAAGUACACCGACAACAACAACAGAGAACAUGACCUCAUGCUGCUGCAGCUACCUGGAAACUCUGGCAUUCCACCUGUACCCCUUCCUAACUGUAGAAAUCAACCCAGAAUUUCUCAGACUGUUGAGAUACAAGGACAUGCCGCCAUCGUUGCGGACUGGACUAAUAAUAAUCAAAGGAUACCUGAUGAAGUACCAGAUCUCCACUGUGCAGACAUCCCAGUUGUUGACUGUACAAACCACAGACGUUAUUUGCAGACAAAUUUCCCAAACUUUUACCAAGACCAUGGGUACCAAGACUGGUUCUGUGGCCAAAGCCCUACAGUGGAUAUAUGUCUUGGAGACUCUGGGGGAGGAGUGGUGUAUCAAGGCAGGAUCUAUGGUGUCAUUUCUUUUACUGGAAAUGGUGGCUUUGCAUGUGCUGCACCAGCUGCUUUCAUGAACCUCUGCAAUCAAGAAUACUUAAGAUGGAUAAAAGAUACGAUUAAAAAGCCAAAAAAAAAGUGUGGUCUAUUGUGUGGGUUAGGAUAAACAUUAAACUGAAGCUUAAUCCUGAAUAUAAUGCUUGGAUCCAAAGAGCUAUUGCCUGACAAAAAGCUUUAAGGUGUGACUAAGUGUAAACAGACUGAAAUGCUUUCAUCAUAUAUAUGUUGCUUUAGAUUCCAUCUUUGCAAGAACUGUUUUGCUAAUUUAUCUUUCUGCACAGUAGAAUUUGCUGGUCAAAGGUCAAAGGCUGAGUAGAGUCGAGUAAAAUGCCAAAGAGGAUAAAAUGAUGAAAAAGUCAACUCCACUGUGACAUCUCAGUGUUCUGUGGAAACACUUUUAUGAUCUUUAUUCAAUGCCUUAACUUUGGAGCAGCAGCAGACAUGGUGGUCAUAUUUCACAUUUGAUCAUAUAUUGAAUUGUUGUCACUGAUCCUUGAUGUCCAUUUAAACUCUGGUGAUUGUAGAGAUCUUCUCUGCUGCCGGGUUGAAGAUUUGUGUGAAGCAUUUACACAUUAGUAAUUCUUGCUUCUUCUGCAGCAAUGUUCAUGUUUAAAGGCUUAAGUCUGUUUUAAAGCUGUCAACACACUGAUGUUAGAUUUGAUGGAGAAAUACUGAAUCUAAUAAUUCUGCAUUCAGCCUAAAUAAAAAUGUAUCUGUA